AAGUGAGUGAAGUCAGGAGGAUGUCACUUUAACUUUUCAUUUUUUUUGGAUUUAAUUUUGCAUGUAAAUUUGAUUUUUUUUAGGGGGGGCACGAGAUUUUGUUGCUUUCUGGUCAGUUUACCUGCAAAGUUAGAUCUGUUCUGGAGAGUGUGAGUGUGUUUUUUAUGUGUGCAUGUGUGUGUGAUAUACUGCAGUAAGUAGCUAUGGAGCGGGAGUGUCUUGGCGGCAGCGGGGUUAAACCCGAGAGCGGCAACAUACGUCUCUUUAAGGUCGCGCUGGCCAUGUGUGUGUGUGUCUGCGCUGCUCUGCUGCUCGCACUCAUAUUGGUCGCUCAGAAAUCCAGUCAGGAGGAGUUCUGUCUGAGCCCAGAAUGCAUCGAAGCAGCGGGGUCCAUUCUGAGUAAAGUUGAUCAGUCCGUUAACCCUUGCGACGACUUCUAUACUUAUUCCUGUGGCGGUUGGUUAAAGGAGAACCCGAUCCCUGAAGAUUCCUCCUCGUAUGGCAUCUACCCCUGGCUGCGGCAGCACGUAGACAUCAAACUCAAAGAGUUAUUAGAAGCUCCUCUGGACCCUAAAGAACUGGAGGCAGUGACGAAGGCCAAGAUUCUCUACCGCUCCUGCAUGAACGAAUCUGUACUGGAGCAGGUGGACGCCAAACCGAUGCUGAAAACACUCAAACAGAGUGAGUUUCGGUGGCCCGUCGUGGGGGAAGGGCUCGGCGGGGACUAUCAGUGGUCGGUGGAGCACUGGAGCCUCCUGAAGACUCUGGCCGAGAUGAGGAACCAGCACAGUAAGAGCGUCCUGAUCCGACUGUACGUGUCCCCCGAUGACAAAAACUCCUCACACUACAUCAUCAAGCUCGAUCAGGCAUCCUUGUCUCUGCCCUCGAGGGAAGACUACACCACCAACUCUUCCUCUGCCCUGGCGUAUCGUGCCGCCUUGCUGAGUUUGAUGGUAGAUGUAGCCGUCAUGCUGGGCGCUCCAGAGAAAGCAGCGCUGACCCAGAUGGAACAGGCUCUCGCCUUCGAGACCAAACUGGCUCAUAUCCUGAUUCCCUAUGAGAACCGCACCAGUGAGAACAUGUACAACAAGAUGUCACUCUCUCGGCUGCAGCGCUCCAUACCAGGGUUUGAUUGGACCAGUUUUGUAAAAACUGUGGUGGAGUCCAAAGUCGAGCCGGUUCGAUCCAUCCACUCCUCUGAGCCCGUCAUCGUCAGAGCUCCGCACUACUUCAAGGAACUUGUAAAACUCAUUCAAAACACAGAUCCCAGGACUGUUGCUAACUACGUUCAGUGGAGGGCAGUUUUUUCCAGGAUCACCACUCUGAGCCGUCGUUUCCUGUACAGAUACCUGGACUAUGCUCGGGUGACCACAGGAACCACCUCUCUGACCCCGCGCUGGGACAAGUGUGUCAACUACGUGGAGAACUCGCUUGUUUAUGCCACCGGGCGCCUCUUUGUCAACACACACUUCCAGGAAGACAAGAAACACAUGAUGGAGGAGCUGAUCACAGGCAUUCGCUGGGCGUUCAUCGACAUGCUGGAGAAGGAGAACGACUGGAUGGAUGAACCAACGAAGAAGAGAGCAGUUGAGAAGGCUCAUGCAGUCUUGGCAAAGGUUGGCUACCCCGAGUUUAUUCUGAACGACACCUACCUCAAUGAAGAUUUAAAGCAGCUAGCGUUCAACGAGAAGGACUACUACGGGAACGUGAUGCAGACGUUGAAGUUCAUCGCCCAGUCUGAUAUCAGCUGGCUCCGAAAGAGCGUCCCGCGUACAGAGUGGUUUACUAACCCAACAACAGUGAACGCCUUCUACAGCUCGUCCACGAAUCAAAUCAGAUUCCCUGCCGGGGAGCUUCAAAAGCCUUUCUUUUGGGGAAAAGAGUAUCCAAGAUCUUUAAGUUACGGUGCCAUCGGGGUGAUAGUAGGACACGAGUUAACGCACGGCUUUGACAAUAACGGUCGCAAAUACGACAGCAACGGCAACCUCGACCAGUGGUGGAGCAACUCAUCCGUAACGGCCUUCAAUGAGAAGACCCAGUGUAUGAUUGACCAGUAUAACGAUUACCACUGGGAGGAGGCAGGCCUCAAUGUACGUGGGAAGAGGACCCUGGCAGAAAACAUAGCAGACAAUGGAGGAAUAAGAGAGGCUUUCAGGGCGUACAGGCGGUGGGUAGAUGAGAGCAGAGGUGGUGUGGAGGAGCCUCGGCUGCCUGGAGUCGGACUGAACAACAACCAGCUCUUCUUCCUGAGCUAUGCACAUGUGAGAUGUAACUCAUACAGACCAGAAGCAGCCAGGGACCAGAUCCAGAGUGGAGCUCACAGUCCACCGAAAUACAGAGUUAUCGGAGCGAUGAGCAACUAUGAGGAGUUUCGGAAAGUGUUCAGCUGUCCCGAGUCGUCGGUCAUGAACCGAGGUGAACAGUCCUGCCGGGUGUGGUGACCCCUGACGUCAGCUUGACCCCCUCGAAACCAGUCCAGAGCUGCCAGCAGGACAUCUGUUCAACAAAGGCUGAUAUUCCUGGACUUCGCCAGCGUAUUAACAUGUUGUGGGAAUAACAAAGCACAAUGAAGCUUCAGUUGUUCUCACAGAAAAAGAUGCAACCUGACAUAUAAGCAUGUCAGCUGUAAAAGCCUCUAUCAGCGGGCUUUUGUAUAGUGUUACUGCAACAAAGAUGCAUUCAGUUAGGACUGAAGACGUUUUCUUACGGACCAUAAUUUAUGGAUUAUAGAUAUUGUUGGGGGACAUUUUCCACCAGCCCUACAUGUGCUUUAAGUGUGACUUUAUUAAGCUAGAACCAUUCGUAUGGGAGCAAAACGUUUCUAUAUUAAUGUAAAAGUAGAGUAUUUUUACAGGAAACAGAUAUUUCAGAUGUUACGGUAACUGUCAGGUCAAUAUCUGUGUAUUUUAAUUAGCAGUUUUGAUGAAGAUGUAUUAAUGUUCAAGCAUAAGAAGAAGCAGAGUGAAAAAUGCAAAACUAGAAUACAACGUUUGAUAUUUUACAGUCUGAUUAUAUCUCAUGUUAAGUCUUAAAACCUCAUUUAUCUUUUUCCUUUUUUGAGGGGAAAAUAAUUGUGAACACUUGUAUCGUGCAAGAAAACUUAUAUCAACCUGCUGGUUUAUUUUUAAGACAUAAUGUGUAUUUUUUUGUGUUGUGUUUGUGUGUGUUCGCGCGUGUGUGUAUGUGGGGGGGGGGGUUUGCUUUGAUAUUCUCACUUUGUUUUACGUCUUUCUGUUUCGUGUCAGACAUUUAUAUUCAUUUCUCCUGCAGUUCUGCCUCGAGGCAAAUGGAACUUGCGGAAUUACAAGCACUCAAACUACAACAUGCACUCCGCUCCAUUUGUCUUUCUGUCUCCUUCGCCGAAGCGCUCUGCCGAGAGUGCACUCACGCGUCAGCUUUGUUUGAAAUACGUAACGUUGCUCUGAAAUAAAGGAUCGUGUUUUACAUGACAAGAUUUCAGAAUUUACGGUCGGACGAUGUGAAGGUCACGUCUUCUGAGGUGUUGUUCUAUCAGGAAUCAUCGUGAAAACACAACUGUUACUCCUGAAGCCAGUGUUCAGGUGAUGCUUUGUAGAUUAAAACGACUGACAACACAUU
Molecule: messenger RNA, 3597 nt
Organism: Acanthopagrus latus (yellowfin seabream)
Lineage: Eukaryota; Metazoa; Chordata; Actinopteri; Spariformes; Sparidae
Gene: phex
Product: phosphate regulating endopeptidase homolog, X-linked
Exons: 22
Coding region: 204-2441 (745 amino acids)
Biological process (GO): protein processing
Cellular component (GO): plasma membrane
Molecular function (GO): metalloendopeptidase activity
Source: RefSeq, a predicted model, not a curated record